AUGUAUGCCGACCAUUUUUCUCUCAAUAAUUUACCUUUCGGAAUAGCAAGCUCGACGGCACAUCCAACCAGAUGUGUUGUAACAAGACUUAGGAACACUGUCAUCUUUCUUGAUGGACUUCAGGGGGUUGUAAGUCUUUCCAAAGACCUGAUAGCAACUCUUCGGCUGCCGACUGUGAAUAAACUUGCGGCACGCCCCAAAUAUGAGCAUAAGCUACUUCGCGAAAUUUUGAUUGAUGUUCUCGGCAAGAAAACUCCACCAGAAUUACAUACCGAAGAUGUGUCAUCGGUUCAAAUGCAUCUCCCUGUUGAUGCUGCUGGAUUCACAGAUUUCUCUUGCUCCAUGGAACAUUGUUUAAAUGCCGGAGAAGCCAUAAUGAAAAAAAGGGUCCUACCGCCUGGGUUUUUGCAUUUUCCAAUAGGCUACACCGGUCGUACCUCUUCACUAGUGGUAUCGGGGACCCCUAUCACAAGGCCGAAUGGGCACUUCAAACAAAAGGAAGAAGUUGUGGAUGGGCCAACAAGACAGAUGGAUUAUGAGCUUGAGGUUGCGGCCAUUAUUGGUAAAUCUUCGACAUUGGGGGAACCCAUCUCAAUAAAUGAUGCAGAUGACCAUAUAUUCGGACUGGUAUUGAUAAAUGACUGGAGUGCACGAGAUAUUCAAGGCCUGGAAAUGUCUCCACUGGGUCCCAUGAAUGGAAAAAGCUUUGCCACAACCAUGAGCCCAUGGAUUGUCACGCUUUUUGCUCUGGAGCCUGCCGAGAUUCCAGCUCGACCCAAAGACCUCCCUGUUUCCUCUUAUCUACGAGAUAAUAAACAAGCAAAUACGUACGACAUCAAGCUCGAAGCGGAAUUAGUUACGAAUGAAUCGACAACAACUAUUUGUCGCUCAGAGUUGAAAUGGAUGUAUUGGACUGUAAGGGACCUAGUAGCUCAUCAAACCUCUAAUGGUUGCAAUCUCAACACGGGAGAUAUUUUGGCAACAGGCACCAUCUCAGGAACUGUUGAAACCUCACAUGGCUGUCUUUUAGAACUGACCAAAGGAGGAGAAAACGACUUCGCGUUAAGCGAUGGAGAUUCAAGAACAUAUCUCCAGGAUGGUGAUAUGAUAAGGUUAACAGCCCAUGUUAGCGAAGGUGUCGGGUUUGGUGAUUGUUGCGGAACCCUUCUACCUGCAAUUCAGCGUCAAAAAAAGCUGUAG
Glarea lozoyensis ATCC 20868 is the source of this 1200-nucleotide messenger RNA. Its product is annotated as FAH. The record is from RefSeq and is a predicted model, not a curated record. The coding region runs from base 1 to 1200 and encodes 399 amino acids. Gene Ontology annotation, molecular function: fumarylacetoacetase activity. NCBI's taxonomy places the organism in Eukaryota, Fungi, Ascomycota, Leotiomycetes, Helotiales, Helotiaceae. Gene Ontology annotation, biological process: L-tyrosine catabolic process; L-phenylalanine catabolic process; homogentisate catabolic process. The transcript is spliced from 4 exons.